CCGCCAACACAACAACCACUACCCCUGCGGCUCGGAGCCACAACAAAACCACAAACUUGACCGCCCCUAGAAACCACCAAACCUGAAUCAACAAUGAUAUCGCUCUCACCACCUCCACAAUGCCCCACAAAGAUGGCGCAAACACUACACUCAUCCCUCCUCUCUGCCGUCUUCGCAUACCUCGACACCCAAACACUCUUCACCGCAAGUCUAACCUGCAAACAUUGGCGCGCAACAACCUUCUUAUCGAGGUCCCAUUCACCGCAACUCCUUCGGCCACACCUCUCUAUGCUGCGCGCGCACUUCGGCCGCGAGACCGUCCCGCACCGCAUCCCGAUCCCAACGGUGGAAAAGUUAUUCACACAGUACGUGCGUGAGACCGCUCCAGCAUGGAUGUAUUCCCGGAGGACAUACUUAUUACCGCCCUCACACGGGGCCGUAUCCGUUUCCUGUGAUGGGGGGAACGGUGUGGAAGGGAAAAUGGCAGUGGUGGUGGGUAGAAACAAGGUGUACGUCUACGACAUUACCGAAUCCCCGAUAACACAAACUCACACCAUCCAAAUCAGCGACAAAGUCUCGAAGCUCGCCGUGAAGGGGGGAUACCUGGCUCUCUCGACAAAACGGAAAUUACACCUCUACGCCCUCCUCUCCAAUGGCCUUUCGCUGCGUCUCUACUCUGUGCCGAUCCCAGCCGUCGAGGCAAUCGCCCUCGGCCGAGCCGGCAAGGCGGAAGAACCACUCGUGGCGAUAACCACAAAGGACAAGACGGCGAUUAUACACCCUUCGUAUGCCCUCUGGCGCCGCAGGAACAACUUUUUCUUACAAGGCUCCGGUUCAGUGGCCGGCGCAUCCACGGGGCAAAGCGGGAGGUGGGAGGAUUGUCCCUGGAUAUUGGUAUAUCGGGUCACCGGUGAGAGACUGAGCUUUAAGAGCGAUGGUCGGGGGGUACUUGUUGGGAAUUCGCUAUUGGGAGUUUGGGAUGGGGAGGAGCGCAACUUGGCCAGGACUUGGAAAGGCUUUGGACGGAGGCUUGUGUUGAGGGUGGAAGGGGAUGGGGCGGUUUGCUUUGGCAGCCUCGUUGGCGCUGUAAACAAAGGCACAGUCACAGUUCAAACCGGCGAGAAAAUCAAGGAGGUUAGCGGUGGGAAAUGCUACACUGGCUGCUCCCAGGGCCGAGCAGCAUACUUGGCCUUCUCGAGAGCACCCGGACAAAUCAGUGUGGCCCCCAUCGGCGAAGGCAAGGAACAAACAAUCUCCCUAAACUCUACCAGCGAAAUCCUCUCCAUCACCGGUGGAAAAGAACGCAUCGUUGUGGCAAUGGGGGACCGCAUCGUAACGCUAAACCUCUGGAACCCAUCCCCCGAUUCCCAGCUCAAGAUCGAAAAGGACGGCAGUGUACCCUCCUCUCAACCCGGGACCAAUACCAAAUACGACGCCUGUGUCAUUCAAUAGAUCCUGAGUGACGCUCGGUGAUGGCUAUCCAAUUCUUUCAUCUGUCCUUUGUAACAUAUAUAUAUAUAUAUUAUGGCGUUUUGUAUUCUCCUCUUCUCUUCCCAGCUGUCUAUAUCGGGGUCUGUAAGUUAUUAUAUCCUUUUGUUUUGCGGGGGGGGUUUUUUCAUGUUUUUUUUUCCCCUUUGGUCGGUAUCCACGCCGAUGGCCCAAACACACCUUAGCCGCCCACACUUCCCUCAGGAAAUUACUUACCGGUACAAGUACCAAUAAUCGGAGGGUUUCCGUGGGGGUGGGGACAGGGUAUUUUGUACUGUACAAUACAGCACGGCAAGGAUGUGUGAGAUAUGGUGCGGCGGGAACCGGGACAAGGGUUGUAAUGUUGAUGCAGAUAUAUGGAUGGGUCUAAAUAUACCGCGCUAUAUUGUACGAGUACGUAUCGAAUAUUGCUCACUAUGAUAGGGGGGGGGGGUUCGGUAGAUGUUCACGCAUACCUUGAGGGGUAUUUGUGCGCGGGUGAAUAUUAGCCUACUAUUUACAAGUGUAUUGUACUAGAGAUCAAGUCUAGAUUUAUGAGGUUAUAUAUAAUAGGAAUGGGGGGAUUACCG
Molecule: messenger RNA, 2057 nt
Organism: Tuber melanosporum (Perigord truffle)
Lineage: Eukaryota; Fungi; Ascomycota; Pezizomycetes; Pezizales; Tuberaceae
Exons: 1
Coding region: 133-1452 (439 amino acids)
Molecular function (GO): protein binding
Source: RefSeq, a predicted model, not a curated record